AUGGACUCAGUCGACGACGCGUUGUAUCGGGCGGAACGCGAAGCGUCGUACCGCAACCGCGCAAGCCACGAGGUGGAGAGGGUCAACACGGCAACGUCGGAAUCGAGCAUCUCUACGUCAGGAGAUGACGACGGUAGAGGGAGCGGCACGGUCCGCAGCCGCAACGGCCACGCCAACCACAGCAACGUGAGCCGCAUCUCGACGCAGAACGACCUGGAGCGGAACCCGACGGAGCUGAGCCGGAUCGCCACGCAGCGCAGCCAGCACCACAGCACGGUGGGUACGGAGCUGCGCAGCCGCGUGAGCACGCGGCGCCGCGAGGGUCCCAUACCCCCCAUGGGCGCCGGCAAGCCUUACCCUCCCCCCCUGCCGGACUCGGAGGAGUACGUGGUCGAGUUCGACGGGCCCGACGACCCGCUGCACUCGCAGAACUGGCCGCUGCGGAAGAAGAUGCUGACGGCGGCCAUGCUGGGGUACACCACCAUGACCUCCGCCUUCACCUCCUCCAUCUUCUCGAGCGCGACCUCGGUGGUGGCGGCCGAGUACGGCGUCGGCACCGAGGUCGGGCUGCUGGGCACCACCUUCUACGUCAUCGGCUUCGCCACCGGGCCGACGCUCUGGGCCCCGCUGUCGGAGCUCAAGGGCCGCCGGCUGCCCAUCAUCCUGGCCAUGUUCGGCUUCUCCGUCUUCAGCAUCGGCUGCGCCACCGGCAAGGACAUCCAGACCAUCCUCAUCUGCCGCUUCUUCUCGGGCUUCUUCGGUGCCUGCCCGCUCUCCGUCGUCGCCGCCGUCUUCUCCGACAUGUUCGACAACCGGACCCGCGGCAUAGCCAUCACCGUCUUCAGCAUGGCCGUCUUCACCGGCCCCCUGCUCGCGCCCUUCAUCGGCGGCUUCAUCGUCACGUCCUCCCUCGGCUGGCGCUGGACGGAGUACCUGGCCUCCAUCAUGGGCUUCGUCUCCUUCCUCCUCGACCUCUUCUUCCUCGAGGAGACGUACCCGCCCGUCAUCCUCGUCCAGAAGGCCUCGGACCUGCGCCGCCGCACCAAGAACUGGGGCAUCCACGCGAAGCAGGAGGAGAUCGAGGUCGACUUCCGCGAGCUCGUCUCCAAGAACUUCUCCCGCCCCCUCCGCAUCCUCUUCACCGAGCCCAUCGUCCUGCUCCUCUCCAUCUACAUGAGCUUCAUCUACGGGCUGCUCUACCUCUUCCUCACCGCCUACCCCCUCGUCUUCGUCGGCGUCCACGGCUUCAGCGCCGGCAAGUCUGGCCUCACCUUCUUCGGCAUGAUCACCGGCCAGUUCAUUGCCGGUGCCGUCGUCCUCGCCCAGCAGCCGUGGUAUAACCGCAAGCUCACGGCCAACAAUGGUGUCCCUAUCCCCGAGUGGCGUCUCCCCAGCAUCAUCGCCGGUGGCAUUUCUUUUGCCAUCGGUCUUUUCUGGUUUGGAUGGACCGGCUACACCAGCGACAUCCACUGGGCCGUACCCGCCGCGUCCGGCAUCUUCUCCGGCUUCGGUCUCAUGUCCAUCUUCCUCCAGGCCCUCAACUACCUGGUAGACGCCUACCUCAUGUUUGCCGCCUCGGCCAUUGCCGGCAACACCUUCAUGCGAUCCCUCGUCGGAGCCGUCUUCCCGCUGUUUGCGCGCCAGAUGUUCGAGGGCAUGGGCAUCCAGUACGCCAGCACGCUGCUGGGCGGCAUCGCCGUCGUCCUCGUGCCCAUCCCCUUCGUCUUCUACUUCUACGGCGCUAGGAUCCGCUCGGGGAGCAAGCUCGCUCCCACGUUUGGGGCCGCGGCCGUGGUCAGCAACCAGGAUGCCGCCGAGGAGCGGCGGGGGAGUAGCUCUCACGGAAACGGUCAGAUCCAGAAGGAGGGCCGGGGUGAGAAGCAGGAUGAUGUUGCCGGUGCUCAUGCGGCUCGGAAGGAGAGUGAUAAUGGUGCGCCUAGGCAGAACGUGUAA
Molecule: messenger RNA, 1953 nt
Organism: Geosmithia morbida
Lineage: Eukaryota; Fungi; Ascomycota; Sordariomycetes; Hypocreales; Bionectriaceae
Product: MFS transporter, DHA1 family, multidrug resistance protein
Exons: 2
Coding region: 1-1953 (650 amino acids)
Biological process (GO): transmembrane transport
Molecular function (GO): transmembrane transporter activity
Source: RefSeq, a predicted model, not a curated record